UCAUUUAUCAAUCUAUCAAACGCAAACGAAUACCUAGUGAAUAGCGCCCGCCGCGCGUCACACGCACAGUUGAUUGGUUUUCAGUGACUAAUUAUGGGAUUUUAUUAUUGCUAAAAGUGCAUCUGUGGACAAAUAUUAAGUGGCAUACCUUCUAAAUUAUUGUACUACACAUUCUGCAGGAGAAGUUGCAUUUAAGAGAGGUUAACUACACAGCAUUAUGGUUCAGGCUUCAGAGGAAGUAGAGCAGCCUGACCUGCCUCAAGCUGUUAAGCUGCUAAAAGAAAUGAACAGUAACGUGCAGCAGGUAUCACAACUGGUGGACAACAUGCUAGUGCGCGUCAAAAGCGGAGAACUGUCUACAGAUAAAGGUCUUAGUUUUCUAGAAAUGAAAUAUCAAAUGCUACUUAGUUAUUUAAUUAAUUUGACUUAUAUAGUUCUAAGGAAAUGUUCUGGUGAACGAAUAGAAUCAGACCCAUCAAUUGAAAGGCUUAUUGAAAUAAGAACAGUUCUUGAGAAAAUUCGUCCUAUAGACUCCAAACUAAAAUACCAAAUUGACAAACUUGUUAAAACUGCUGUUGUUGGUGGCACAUCAGAAGACGAUCCUCAAGCAUAUCAUGCUAAUCCUGCAAACCUAGUGAGUAAAAUAAAUGACUCUGCAGAAGAAUCUAGUGAAUCUUCAGAUGAGGGUGAAACAAAGACAGACAAGGCUAAUAAAUCUAAUAUUUAUGUGCCCCCUAAACUAGCCGCUGUGCACUUUGAUGAGAGUACCUCAAGAAUUGAUAAUGAUAAAAAGAUGAAAGAAAAAUCAAAGAAGCAGUUCUUGAACUCCAGCAUAAUGCGUGAACUCCGUGAAGAGUAUUCUGAAGCUCCACUAGAAGUCAGCACAGGAAAUCAUGUAAAACAGUCAAUAUCUAAGUAUGAGCAAGAAAAAACUGAAUAUGAAGAGAAUUAUUUAACCCGUCUGCCAGUUACAAAGGCUGAGAAAAACCGCAGGAAAAAGUUAUCUACUGUAGGAAUGAUUGCUGAUGAAAUCACAGGUACAAGCAGUAAUCGAGUCUCACGGAAGCAUAAAAUGAAAUCAAAGAAAGGUAAAGGUUUUAAGAGAAGGCGUACUCAAUGAGAUAACAUUUUCAAUGACAUUUUGUAUCAAUAAGAAUCCUGUAUUGUUGUAAAGAAAUGCCUCACUUCAUAGGAUUGGCAACUAGAGUUCCAUGUUAUUGAAUUAAACUUAUUUUUCUCUGUAUAUGUUUUCAAUUCUUAAUUACUGUAUAUGGAAAAGUAAUAAACCCUUCAUAGUCCACACAUAAACCUGAUUCAUUACUUAUAUUAGAACAACAGUAUGAAUCACAUCAAUAAGUUGGAAAUAUUAAUAUAGGUACAUUUAUCCUAAACAUUAUAUUACAGAAAUAGUCAAAUUAACAUGACCAAGCCACAGGGUAGUUCUUGCUUUAGUUUAUUAAAUUGGGUGAUUCUUUAAAUAAAAUAUAUAAAUAUUAAUAAAGUCGAUAUGAGGAUAACACAACACAAAGCUAAUUCGGCCGAUUGAAAUACAAAAUGUGAUUUUGAAAUAUUGAACCGUGCCAUUGCUCUCAAACAAUCCAAUAAAGAUACAGAAUAUAAUAAGUUACUAUAUUGCCCAACAAUGCUUGAGAUUAAUGAUUUGUUAAAUAUAAGUGAAGGUUUACUGAAAAUUAAAUGUCUGAAAAAAUACCAUGCAAUGCAAGUUGCAUUAUGUUAUAAAGAUGAGAAUUAUCUCUCUAUAUCUUUGUGAAAGAUACAAUGCAUGUAUUCAGCUAUAUGUAUCUGCUGUAUAAUAUUCUAGGAAGCAAUUAGGUACUGUGUUGCUUCUGAGGUGAAUGUUCAGUACAUGUUAUUUGUAUAAUAUAAAAAGUUUGGCAAAUUCACAAUAUCUCUGCAUGUGCGCCUUAUUGAAAUAGGUUUGGUAUGAUUGGAACUCCUUUUAAAUUAUUUAUUUUAGUUGUUUAUUUUUGUGUUACGUUCAAUAACUAAAUAUUCUGUAAAAACAUCAAUUAAUAUGAUAAAAAUAAGUUUGUUGUUUAAGGAUGCUUCCUUAAAUGGUUAUUUUAUUCAGAUGUCCAAGAUUAUCUUGUGUAAAAGAAAUACUUUGAUUCAAUUUUAACUGUAUAGAAUGAAAUUUAAAUACUGGCAUUGUCAUUACCUAUAGCAUAAUCUCACCAAGAUCAAGCAAUGGAAUAAAAAAUAUUAUAAUUCUAAAUUUUAUUUCAAUUAAAUUAUAACAAUUUUAUUAAAGAGAAAAUAAAUCUAUAACAAAGAUUACAAAAUAGAUGUCUUUGCUUUUGAAAUUUUAACAAAAUCAUGUUCAGAAUAAAAACAUACGUAUUUUCAGAAUCACACAGAAUUUCUAUUACAGUUAAUAACUCGGUUAAAUAAACUAUAUGUGAAUGUUGAUAUGUAUGUGCAUCCACUGCCGCUUCUAUUAACUGAGGUUGCCAAUCAAUUCAUAAUCGUAGGUUUAAGUUCUUAUUUUGUUUUUGUUUGUGUUUGAUUUAAUUUUCGUUUAUUUUUGAGAUUGAAUAAUUAUAAUAAAUUAAUGUAUUCAUA
Spodoptera frugiperda (fall armyworm) is the source of this 2583-nucleotide messenger RNA. Its product is annotated as neuroguidin. NCBI's taxonomy places the organism in Eukaryota, Metazoa, Arthropoda, Insecta, Lepidoptera, Noctuidae. The record is from RefSeq and is a predicted model, not a curated record. The transcript is spliced from 2 exons. Gene Ontology annotation, biological process: maturation of SSU-rRNA from tricistronic rRNA transcript (SSU-rRNA, 5.8S rRNA, LSU-rRNA). Bases 218 to 1120 code for a protein of 300 amino acids. Gene Ontology annotation, cellular component: small-subunit processome; nucleolus.